GCCAUCUUUUAAGGCAGACGGACGUCAAAUCGUGCCGUCGUCGUACGGUAGUGUUUGACGAGUGCAAUAUAUUGUAAAAAAAGCUGUUUAAUCCAAAGAUUAAUGAAUAAUAACAGAAGUAAAUACUUAUGAGUCAAUGUUUAAGUAAGAAUAAGUGCGUGAUUGCCAAGACAGACGGUUAAAGACUUUAAUUAAGGAUAAAAAAGUGAACUUUCGUAAGGAUUAAGCGUAUGAGUGGAGGACGAAAGAUACAUUAUCACGUAUUCAUCGUUAUACAAUUCAUCAAAUACGACUAUAUAAGUGGUAAUUUUAUUUUGAGGCCAUCUGAUUGAGCUGAUUGUACAAAGUAGCAAGGAUUCCUACGGGAAAAAUUAAUAGAUAUAAUAAUUGAAGACGAUAGGAGUUAUCAGGGUGGUGGACGGCCUCUCUUCGGCGCGCGAGUUGACUCUCGGCGGUCGGCUUCGAUUUUCUCCGGGCGCGACGAUGAGUUGCCAAAGAAACGCUGGCAAGAUCACGGUGCCCGACGAUCUAAGGAAUAUUCUUCUUGAGUUUACUAUCAGUUAUCUCCUAGAACAACCAGCGGAUAUUAUCGAUUAUGCUGUUGAUUUUUUCACAAAAUUACGGGAUAAUCAACAAAGUAUGUUGAUCCAGUCGAACGCUACGUGUUCAUCAACACCAGACGAGACCGUAGAAGAAGAGCCGCCCGUGGGCAGAUUUGCUAGUAGAAGGAAAAGCGUUUUUACUGAAACCUACAAUCCAGAAGAGGAUGAAGAGGACGAGGGCGUUAAGAUAGUACAUCCGAAAAGUGAUGAACAACGGCAGAGGCUGAGUGACAGCGUCAAAAAUAUCAUUCUAUUCCGCACUCUCGAUAAGGAACAAAUGGCAGAUGUUUUGGAUGCUAUGUUUGAAAAGAUUGUCGAACCAGGAGAUUAUAUUAUCCGCCAAGGUGACGAUGGCGAUAAUUUUUAUGUGAUUGAAAGAGGAAAGUUCGAAGUCUACGUACAAAACCAAGCAAAAGUUGAUACUCUUAUUCAUACGUACGACAAUGGAGGAGCCUUUGGAGAAUUGGCACUCCUUUACAACAUGCCACGUGCUGCGACUGUUAAAGCUGUAACGAAGGGCACAUUGUGGGCUAUGGAUAGACAAACAUUCCGACGUAUUCUUCUCAAGUCCGCGUAUAAGAAAUGUAAAAUGUAUGAGAAUCUCAUCAAUAACGUUCCUAUGUUAAAAUCUCUAGAGCCUUACGAGCGUAUGAGUCUUGCUGACGCACUUGUUCCUCGCCGUUUCUCUGACGGACAACAGAUAAUACGUCAAGGUGAUACAGCUGAUGGGAUGUAUUUUGUAGAAGAAGGUGUCGUGAGAAUCACUAUCAUCGGAGAUAAUGGACGAGAAGUUGAAAUCAAUCGUGUAUCCGCGGGUGGUUAUCUAGGUGAACUGGCUCUAGUCACACAUAAGCCUCGAGCUGCUUCAGCAUACGCAGUAGGAAAUGUCAAGCUAGCCUUUUUGGACGUAGAAGCUUUUGAGCGGCUUCUAGGACCAUGUAUGGAGUUGAUGAAACGAAAUUUCGAUGAUUACGAGGAUCAGUUAAUCAAGAUUUUUGGCAGUAAAACUGAAAUCUCGGACAUUCGAUGAAUAUCCUGUCGACUAUUGAACGUAGCGUCCUUGUAUGGUAAUUUCUACGAUAUGCUGACGCUCCAUUCAAGUACUAUUUCUUCAACACCUGCUUGGAAAACUGCAAUCAUUGUAUUUUAAGCAUUUUUUUGUCCUUCAAAAAUAUCACUCGCAGCCUCCAUUUUCAAAAAUACCAAAAACACAUAUAUAUUUAUUAUGUGGAGAUUAAAUCAGUAAAUAACUAAAUUUAUACCUUUAAACUAAAAUUCAAGUACAAUAGCUUUCAUACUAUAAUAUGAAGGCAUACCGAGGAAAGUUGAUUUCAAAAAGAAGGUAUCUUGUGAGACUGUAACGGAUUGGAAAGUAUUACAAUUUUAUUAUGUAUAUGAAUUAAUUAAUCUUGCGUGCAAUAACUAAAAAAAUUAAUAGAGCACGAAGAUUGUGAGAAUACUUGAGAAUGUGCCGAUUGUUUUUCCACAUACUUUCUCAAACUUAACAUAUUACUAUGACCAAAAAAUUUAUUUAGCAAAUUCAAGUCUUUCGUCUGUCUCUUUCUAUUAUAUCAAUGAUCUGAUAAUAAGAGGCAUUCAUUAGUAGAUUAAUUACUUCGAUGUUUCUCAUUCGCUCACUGUUCCCGUUAAUUCAGUGAGAAUAAUAAGACAAACUCCCCACUCAUAUAGAUUAAAUAAAACAUGAAGAGAAGAAGAGAACAAAGGGAGCCAGUAGAAAUUAAUAAAACUUUGCACCAACCGGACGUUAUUGAUUUAUAAAGAUUGAAAGAAAUAUGAAUGCUUAAUAAAAAAAAUAAAAUAAAAAAAAAAACAUUGAAACGUGGAAUUUAAAUUACUGUCAUAGAUGUUUGUAGAAAAUAAUGACAUAUAUGGAAUUAUUGAAAUAUAACAAAAAGUCACUCACGAAAUAGUCCAAAAAAAUCACAUAUAAACGUAUCAUUGAUUUUCAAUGUACAAUUUAUUAAAAAUAUCCAGGUGCAAUAGUCAAUGUAUCGUUUUUUCAAACAUUCACUUGUACACAGCAGGAUAUUUAUACACACUGUACGUAUUAGAAGAGCGAAUCUCGUCAAUUUAUAUAUUACUAUUAUUAUUUUUUAUAAAUAUUAAUCAUAUUGGUUUGGGAAAUGAAAUUUUGCUUAAUGAAGAAUUAUCUGGCUAAAAAGUUUUUCAUUUUUAAAGUAUAUUGUAUUAUUGUUAAUAUAAUAUCCAUUGAAACAUUCAUUUUCGCUUUAAAGAGUAUAAUUCUGUGAAUAAAUAUAAAAAAUUUAUUUACCAAACCAAUAUAAUUAAUUUUCCCAUGGCAAUUAUUAUCUAUAUACCUCGCGUGUCGCUUCAAUAGACUAAAAUGGUUUGUAAAAUUUAAUUUCCGCUUAAUUCAAAUGCACAUAAAUUUAAUUAACGAAGUACAUUGAUGUUGGAUUUGUGAUUAAAUUUAAAUUCGCUCUUACAUUUGAUAAAUGCCAGAUUUCAAUCUUAUUUAAUAUCAUUGAUCUUGGCAAACUACAGUUUAUUAUUUAAAACAAAAAAAAAAGAAAUACGUAGUGUGUAUGCGUUAAAAAUGGUGUCAUAGAAUAUUGUAUUAUUUUUAUACCGAUUGUAUCCAAUCGAUUCACCAAAAAGGGUAAACCACAUUAAUUAAUACCUCAAACAAAAUUUAGAUGAUUAAACAUCUGGAGUGUAUGUUUAUAUGUUAAGUGAGCCUGGAAUUGUUCAAGUAACUGCCCUUUUUUAUCAUUUUUAAUUUUUAUUUAAAAAUAUUCAAUUGAUGUUCUUCCGAAUUCAAAAUAAAAAACUGCUAAGGUGCGAUAAUGGUAUUUUCUGAGCUGUAAAUCAGUUAACAUCAUCGACAAUUAUAAAAUAGCGUGCUAUUAACGAUAAAACGUCGGAGGAUUAAUGAAAAAAAAAAUCCAAUAGUAUUACAAGUACUUUACCUUGACAUCAGGGCAUUGUUCUAGUAGUAAUAUACAGAGCAAUCGCAACAUGCACGCGCUGAAUCUUUGAUUUAUAUUAUCAUAAACUUUUAUGAUACCCGUUUAUAUUUGUGUGAUACUACAAAUUUUAAUAUUACGUUAAUGUAUUAAUACUAAUUGUUGUUAGUAUUUAUUAUUAUUAAAAUUUAUUACAAUUAUUAAUAAUAUCAUUAAUAACUCUUAAUCAUUAUGAAUGUAAAAAGGGUUUCUAGAGGCCAUUACAAAUUUUAUUAUGAGGCAGAAAAGUUAUUGAGUUUCUUCUGCUAUAAUCUUGUUUACUUUUAAAAGAGUGAAAGAAUCUAAAAAAAAUUCUACAUGAAAUCGAUAGUAAAUAUAAUGAAUGUUUGAAUUAUUUAAAAAAAAAGAGAUGAAAUAAAAGAAAAAUUACGCAAUGUUAUAGAUUAUGUAUGUGUCAUUGUAAUGACAUUUUAUUUCAUAUGAAUAGAGAAUAAGAGCUUCCGUCGAGACGAUUGGAAUUAAAGUCACGUAAAGUAUCUUAGUCAAUCUAUUCUAUUCGAAACAAUAGGACUUGGAGUAUUAUGUAUAGAAUCAUUAAAUUGACUAUUUCUUACGAAUUGAAUGACGCGGAUGUCAGAGAUAUAAAAAUUUGAGUGAAAAAUGGAAAAAAAGGAAUAAAUUAAUAAUGAGUGUUAAAAUAAGAAAGCAAUAUUCAUAAUAUUAUUAAAGUCUCGAUAUUCUUUCAAGACUGUAGUCAUUAUAUUUAUUCUAUUGAUUGAUUGAUUGAUGGCUUGAUAAAAGAAAUGUUGCGAUGACUUUAUUAACAUUUUACUCUGGUGGUUACUCUAUUGAUAGCAUAAUUAAAUGUGUGAAUCUCCGUCUAUAAAAAAAUGCUGAGAAGAAUAAUAUUCUGAAUGAGUGUAAAAAAUUUUUAACUGAGUUCAUCUUACCAAUUAUUUCUUCAAUUACAUAAUUAUUUAUUAGUCAAGUGUGUUAUAAGUUGUUGCUUGUAUGUAAAUUUUGGUCUUAUCUUUAGAUAGUGUUAUAAAAAUAUAUGUUAAAAAUAUUUUACCAAUGGAAGAAAUUUUUUUCUCAGCGAAAUGGUAGAGAAAAAUAUUGAUACAUAUGGUUAUUAAAUGAAAAAAUGAUAAAUUAUAGUACUUAGCCUUUGGUUGACUUAGGGUACAAGUACAUUGAUGUCUUCGUCCAUUAUAAGCACGCGUAUGUUUUGUUGAAGUAAAUGUAAAUUAUUAAACUAUAUUGUGAAUGUUUUGUUGCUUUGUAAGAUUGUGUAUUUAAUUAUUCAUUCACGCACAUCAGUCGCGCUUAAAAAGGCAUAAUAAUAAUAAACAUUGAAAUGUACACCUAAAUGAAGUAGAAGAUCAAAGAAAAUAAUGUAUAAAAAAGAAAAAAAAA
This is a messenger RNA of Chelonus insularis, 4966 nucleotides long. RefSeq names its product cAMP-dependent protein kinase type II regulatory subunit (gene Pka-R2). Lineage: Eukaryota; Metazoa; Arthropoda; Insecta; Hymenoptera; Braconidae. Gene Ontology annotation, biological process: negative regulation of cAMP-dependent protein kinase activity. The coding region runs from base 484 to 1632 and encodes 382 amino acids. Gene Ontology annotation, cellular component: cAMP-dependent protein kinase complex. The transcript has 8 exons. Gene Ontology annotation, molecular function: cAMP-dependent protein kinase inhibitor activity; protein kinase A catalytic subunit binding; cAMP binding. The record is from RefSeq and is a predicted model, not a curated record.